This is a messenger RNA of Cutaneotrichosporon oleaginosum, 1320 nucleotides long. RefSeq lists its product as uncharacterized. NCBI's taxonomy places the organism in Eukaryota, Fungi, Basidiomycota, Tremellomycetes, Trichosporonales, Trichosporonaceae. The record is from RefSeq and is a predicted model, not a curated record.
CGUCACAACCACUCCCGCAACUUCGUAACACUCAACAACAUCACUCCGCAACACUGCACACGAUGCCAUUAGCCUCCUCGUACUCAUCCUCCUCUUCCCGCAUCAAGCGCCGUUCCGUCACUCUUCCAUCCUCGCGCCAGCCAGACGCCUGGAACGACUUCUCGGCCGACGCCGAGUCAUCAGAGAAGCACUGGGAGAGCACUCUUCAGUCCCUAGACGAGAGCAACAUGUCCACGGAACGUACGACCUCCCUCGAGAAUCAGGAGGGAGAGAUCCUCCGGUUAACCCGCGAGGUUAUAGACCUGCGCGAAGAGCUCGCCGCCCGCCCAACAGAGGAUGAGGUCUACGCCAUGCGCAUGGAGUGGGAAACUAGCGAGACGCUAUUCGCCCAGAGUCAAAAAGACAACGAGCAGAAGCACAACACGAUCGAGAACCUUAGACAAUACGUCAAAGCGCUGGAAUCCAAACUCGAGGAGACGUUGGGCGAGGACUGGAAGGAUUACUGUGUGCUUCCCGACCCACGAGGAUCAAGUAACAUGUGCGGAAACGCAACACCACUGCCCAAACCGGGCAAGGUGCGCUCGACGAGCAUCAAGCGCACCUCGCGCCACAGCCACUCACGAGCAGUGAGCGCCGCCGACGCACGUUCCCUUCGCGAACUCGAGAUCGCAGUGGACAAAACGCCGGCAGGGGCACUGCGCGCGCUCGAGGGCAUAUGCGAGACGAGCCGUCCGACGCCCGCCGAGAUUGUCGCGUCCUUCGAGUCGCCGCAUAAGGACGCCCGGAUGGAGCGGUCGACGUCGCACCAGAGCAUGCGGGAUACCAAGGACAAAGAGAUCGCAGUCCUAGUGGCAGCCGUGAAGGCGCUGCCGGCAACACUAGGGGCACAUGUGGAGCGGGUGCUAGCUCAAGAUGAGGCUCAGACUCGGCGUGAGGAGGCGCGCCAGGCCAUACUCGACAUGCUAGACGCUGCGGAGAGUCGCGCAGAUGCGCGAGAGAUUCGUUUACAGGGCCUUCUUGCUGAAGCCAAGACUUGCAGUGGACUGAUGGAGUGGUAGAGAGGGUUGUGUACGAUUCCGGAGUCCCCUAGACUGUUACAGAUGCCCCGCACGAGUUGUUUCAUGUCACGACACGAUGUCGCGUAACAAGCUCAAGAUUUGGUUCAAAGAAGUCACUAGCGAUGGCUGUUGAAUCCCCAGUGAUAUGUCGCGUCUGGCGUCUGGAGGUCAUGACGGCCGCGUGAACCACCCAUGUGCCAACACUAUCUCCUUCUACGGCGUGUAGCAUAUCUUCUACUGUAUCAACUCAACGAGUGGCGUG